Molecule: messenger RNA, 1059 nt
Organism: Diaporthe batatas
Lineage: Eukaryota; Fungi; Ascomycota; Sordariomycetes; Diaporthales; Diaporthaceae
Exons: 5
Coding region: 1-1059 (352 amino acids)
Source: RefSeq, a predicted model, not a curated record
AUGUACUUGAAGGCUUUCGCGGCUCUGCUUGCCGUCCCAGGGGCCCUAUCAGCCCCUGCGAUCGAGGAUCGUCAAUACAAUGCCGCCCUCAUGCGGUUCGAAUGCUCGAAGCUCACCAUCGAGCGUCUCGACCCCCUCGUCCAGCCGGGCUCGGUGCCUUCUGCCCACGUUCACCAGAUCGCAGGGGGUAACUCGUUCAACGCCUCGAUGACACCGGGAACUUACGACCCGCCCACCAUGUCGACGUGCACGUCUUGCACCUAUGCCGAUGACUUCUCCAACUACUGGACCGCGAGCCUGUACUUUCGUGCUCGCAACGGCACCUUCAAGCGGGUCCCUCAGCUGACCAACCUCGGCUUGCGAGGCAAGAAUGAGGGCUUGACAGUCUACUACAACUCUCCCUAUGACGGCAAGACCAAGACUACUGCUUUCAAGCCUGGCUUCCGUAUGAUCGUCGGAGACCCUGAGCUGCGAAGCAGCCAAGGAGGCCAGAGGCAGCUCUGCCACCGGUGCGAGGUCAACAUCGAGCAGAAUCCCUUCGGAGGUGCGCCCUGCACGGGCUCAGACACCUUCGCGCUGCCGAGUGGCACCUGCGGCGGCGGCAUUCGUGCCACCAUCACGUUCCCGACCUGUUGGGAUGGGAAGAACGUAGACAGCCCCGACCACAAGUCCCACGUGGCAUACCCCAGCAGUGGGACCUUUGAGUCCUCGGGCCCAUGCCCGGCAACCCACCCGGUCAAGCUGCCCCAGGUGAUGUACGAGGUCAUGUGGGACACGCGGCAGUUCAACAACAAGGCCGACUGGCCUGCAGACGGGUCACAGCCAUUUGUCUACAGCAUGGGUGACAAGACCGGCUACUCUUGGCAUGGCGACUAUCUCUUCGGGUGGAAGGGCGACGCCCUUCAGCACGCCCUUGACAUCAGGUGCAAUGGAGACGCGUGUUCCGGUAUGAAGACGCAGACUGCUGCGCAGGCCAACCAAUGCAUGCUCAAGUCAACAGUCAAAGAGGACGUUGAAGGAUGGCUGACCGAGCUGCCCGGCGGUAUGCCAAUGAACUAA